AUGGCUUUCUCACCAGGCUGCCUGCUGGUCGCGGCGGUGCUGGCGGCGGUGCUGGCCGGCGCGUGGUGCGCCCCGCCGUCGGUGACUUUCACGGUGGACAAGGGGUCCAACGAGAAGAACAUGGCGCUGCAGAUCAAGUGCAGCAAGGAGGGGGACGCCAUGAAAGCGGUGGAGCUCAAGGAGCACACCUACAACAAGUGGCUCUUCCUCAACAAGGGCGCCGGCGGCGUGUGGCAGGUCAAGAGCGACAAGCCGCUGAAGGGGCCCUUCAACUUCCGCUUCGUCACCGAGAAAGGCAUGAAGAACGUCUUCAACGACGUCGUGCCGGCCAACUUCAAGGUCGGCACCACCUACGCCCCCAAGGAGUAG
Lolium rigidum is the source of this 369-nucleotide messenger RNA. RefSeq names its product pollen allergen Lol p 2-A-like. The transcript has a single exon. NCBI's taxonomy places the organism in Eukaryota, Viridiplantae, Streptophyta, Magnoliopsida, Poales, Poaceae. Gene Ontology annotation, cellular component: extracellular region. The coding region runs from base 1 to 369 and encodes 122 amino acids. The record is from RefSeq and is a predicted model, not a curated record.